GUUCGUAGUUCUAAUCCUUGGAGGUUCUUAACAGUUUUACUCAUCACCUUGUUGAUUGCUCAGACAGUAUUGUUGCAAUUCUUGAAAGAAUAGAAGUAAAGGUGUUACAGAGAUGCAAAUACCAAAUAAUAGCCUUUUGUUCUGCUAACAGCCCAAUUCACCAAACCGGGCCUAUACAUUUUUGUCCAUUUUCUGGAUUUUAGAUUGCAGCCAAGACACGAAAAGGAAAACGAUUUGCCGUUAUGUGGAAGACCAUUUUGACAGAAUUUGAAAGAAGAGAGACCUUUGUCAUGGAUCCAUCCCAAUAAGUUCAGGCUUCCGUUUGGCUACCGAGAAAGGGAAAGAAAAUAAAUAACGUUCUAUUCCCCGUUUAUAUUUUGCUCUUUCAGGAACUAAGGCAAGUUGCUGGCAUUGUUCAGAGAGCGAGAGAGAGAGAGAGCUUUAAUUUGGUGAUGUAGUAAUGGCUGCUACUAAGAACCGGUCAAGUAGCUUUACUCGCAAUUUAUUGGCUGUAUCUUCUUCUCAAAAUCCUGGAAUCAAGUGUGGUCCUAAUGGCACAUUCUUUGUUUCUUCUGGGAUAUCUGAUCUUGACAAGAUACUGGGUGGUGGGAUUCCUCUGGGAAGCCUAGUCAUGGUAAUGGAAGAUGCUGAAGCACCUCAUCACAUGCUUUUGUUGAGAAAUUUUAUGUCUCAAGGACUUAUUCAGAACCAACCUCUUCUGUAUUCUAGUCCAUCUAAAGAACCGAGAGUAUUUUUGGGUACAUUGCCUAGUCCAUCCUCGUCUAAAGAUGAUAAGUUGCGUAAACAUCAUCCAGAAGAGGAGAAGGGGUUGAGAAUUGCUUGGCAGUAUAAGAAGUAUUUUGGUGAAAACCAGCAGACUUUUGAUGGCCACAGAGAUAGCAAGCAAGAAUUCUGCAAUGACUUUGACUUGCGGAAACCAUUGGAGAGGCAUUUUUUUAGUGGGCAGCGUGUAGAUUGUGUUAGUGUGAAUGAUUCUCCAAAUCUUGCCACUCUUCAGGAUCGUUGUUCUGCAUUUUUAGCUCAGUUUCCUCAAAGAAAUGAUGGCGGUAUUUCUUCCAUUGGUCGUAUUGCUAUUCAGUCAUUAUGUGCUCCGCAAUGCGAGUAUUCCAACAAGGAAUGGGAGGUGCUUUCUUUUAUAAGAUCUCUGAAAAGCAUGCUACGAUCUGCAAAUGCGGUUGCUGUUAUUACCUUUCCACCUUCUCUUCUUUCAGAUUCCUUUUGCAAAAGAUGGCAGCACAUGUCGGACAUUUUACUUUCUGUCAAAGCAAUCCCAGAUGAUGACAAGGAACUGGCCAAACUCCUGACUGGUUACCAAGAUAUGAUUGGCUUCCUUAACGUACACAAAGUAGUGCGAAUCAAUACUCAGGUUCCUCUGAUUCUUGAUGCAACAACAUUCUCAAUAAAAUUGCACAAGCGUAGAUAUUUGGUUUUAGAAUGUCUAAAUCAAGCUCCUAUAGAUAGUUCAAGUGGGAGUUCAUAUGGAGCAUCUGGCAGUUGUUCUGGCUCUUCCAAAACUGGAAAUCUUGAUUUUUAGCAAGACUGCAUACUGCUACAAGUGGAAUUCCUUCCACCUUAUAGAAGUGGCACUAAGAGCUGGCCCUGAAUAGAGGAACAAAGUAUUUCUCCUGUUGUCUGAAUUUUUGAGACCUUUUCUCAUCAAUUGGCUUGCGAUCAUCUCAUUCAGUAUUUUGUAACUCAAUCAACUUCAGAAACAGGGUCUGGUCCGUCAGUCCUGCUGCUGGCACUGCCAUAUUCAUUAUGGGAUUUUAACUUCAGUUAGUUUGGUCCAUAGAACCAUAUUAUGUUGGUGGAGUAUUGCAAAAUUGAGUUGAUAUAGCUAUGGAGAGCUGAAGUGUGAAACACUAUAGUUUUUGUGUUCAUGCUAACUGCAAAAGAAACAGUAGCAAGAUAGAGCUUUUUAUAUUGUCUAAUGCAGUAUUCUUUGUAAUAUUAUUCUGGCUCAUGCAGCUUCUUUGAAUUUAUAUUGUCUCGGGUUACCCA
Ricinus communis (castor bean) is the source of this 2022-nucleotide messenger RNA. RefSeq names its product elongator complex protein 4. NCBI's taxonomy places the organism in Eukaryota, Viridiplantae, Streptophyta, Magnoliopsida, Malpighiales, Euphorbiaceae. Gene Ontology annotation, cellular component: transcription elongation factor complex; elongator holoenzyme complex; cytoplasm. Bases 461 to 1555 code for a protein of 364 amino acids. The transcript has 10 exons. The record is from RefSeq and is a predicted model, not a curated record. Gene Ontology annotation, biological process: tRNA wobble uridine modification.